AUGACUGGUGACGUGAAGCACUGGGAAUCAGAGGCCCUAUCUCUGAGGAGAAUCGCCUUCUUCGGUGUGGCCCUCUCUACCAUGGCCACACUCGUCUGUGUGCUGUCGGUGCCAAUGCUCUAUAACUAUAUGCAACAGAUGCAGUCGGUUAUGCAGAACGAGGUCGAUUUUUGCAAAUCCCGUUCUGGAAAUAUCUGGAGAGAAGUCACCCGCACUCAGGCUCUGGCCGCGCCAGCCAGAAAAGCACGUCAGGCCGGAGGAGGAUGCUGUGGAUGCGGUGUAUCUCCAGCUGGACCUCCAGGGCCUCCUGGACCGGAUGGAGAGCCAGGAGCAGAUGGUCAGCCUGGACAACCUGGCAGGGAUGGACCUGACGCACCACCAGCAACUCCAGCUCCAGAUGUCGCACCGUGCUUCAACUGCCCUGCAGGUCCUCCUGGCCCGCCCGGAAACCCAGGAAGCAAAGGAGCACCAGGAAACCCUGGCUCAGAUGGACAGCCCGGAAAUCCUGGAAAUCCAGGAGGAGCAGGUCCCGUUGGACCACCAGGACCACCUGGAAACGAUGGUCAGCCUGGAAAUCCUGGAGCCCCAGGAGCUCCAGGAACUCUUACUACAGUUCCAGGCACCCAAGGACCACCGGGACCACCUGGACCUCCGGGACCUCCUGGUCCUGAUGGCCAACCAGGAAGCGCUGGAAACCCAGGUCAAGAUGGUGGUCCAGGAGAACCUGGAGACAAUGGACAGCCUGGUGCUCCAGGACAACCAGGAAGUGACGGCACUGACGGCGAUGACGGAGAAGCUGGAGCUCCAGGUGGCUGUGACCAUUGCCCGCCUCCACGUACUGCCCCAGGAUAUUAA
Messenger RNA from Haemonchus placei, 855 nucleotides. The record is from the annotation of a GenBank genome assembly. NCBI's taxonomy places the organism in Eukaryota, Metazoa, Nematoda, Chromadorea, Rhabditida, Trichostrongylidae.